Molecule: messenger RNA, 666 nt
Organism: Pomacea canaliculata
Lineage: Eukaryota; Metazoa; Mollusca; Gastropoda; Architaenioglossa; Ampullariidae
Product: UDP-glucuronosyltransferase 2B19-like
Exons: 1
Coding region: 1-666 (221 amino acids)
Molecular function (GO): UDP-glycosyltransferase activity
Source: RefSeq, a predicted model, not a curated record
AUGCCCUAUAUUCCAAUGACUAUGUUGGGAGCCAAGGCGGAGGUGCACCUGUCUGUGCAUGACCAUUUUCUGGACUAUCCUCGACCAUCUUUACCCAAUACUAAAGUCAUUGGCGGGAUAGCGGCUUCGCCAGCAAAACCUCUGUCUGCGGAUCUUCAGGAAUUCAUGGACAACGCUAAGGACGGUGUCGUCAUUGUAUCCUUCGGCUCUCUCGUUCUCGACUUGCCCGAGGCCGCAGUCAGCAAAUUGCUGUCGGCUCUGGAAAGCGUGCCAAUGAAAGCUGUGUUUCGUGCCAACAGGACAUCACCAGACCCAGGGAGAAUUCUGAUCAUGCCUUGGAUACCACAAAAUGACCUCCUGGCUCACCGCGCCAAACUCCAAGGUCUUGGUGACCCACGUGGAGCCAGCAGCCAGGCCCAAGCGUUGUAUCACGCUGGUGCAAUGCUCUGCAUCCCGUUGUUUUACGACAGUUCUACAACGCCGAGAGAGUUCGAGACAGAAAGGCUUCGGGCUGAACACUGGACCUGCGCACUGCGAAAGUGUCGAGCAUUGUCAGCGCCUAAUGACUUUGUGGAAAAGCUCGGCCUACCGCGACGCCAUCGCCGCGCGUCUCACUCUUCCGCCGAUCAGAUGGGUGUGCGGCAGAACGAGGGCCUACUGGCUUGA